CAAUGAGGUGUCGUUGAGCAGGCCGGUCCCAAUCCAACUGGAUCACUGAAGAUAAGAAUAAAACAAAGAAAUCAGACCAUACUAGCGUAGUCUUUUACCACAAGUGCAAAACAAAAAUGGCUUCAUCAUCUAAUAUGAGCUCUGACAUCAGUAGAAGAAAUCCACAAGAUGAUUAUGAAAUAAUUCAGCGUAUUGGAAGCGGAACAUAUGGGGACGUGUACAAGGCUACACGACUUUCCACAAAUGAAGCAGCAGCUAUCAAAGUUAUCAAGCUCCAGCCAGAGACUUGGACGAGACUGUCGUGGGGCGAGGCAGGAUCGCCUUCACGGCCCGGGGACGACUUCAGCAUAAUCCAGCAGGAGAUACUGAUGAUGAAGGAUUGCCGGCAUGCUAACAUCGUCGCCUACUUCGGCUCCUACCUGCGACGCGACAAGCUGUGGAUCUGUAUGGAGUAUUGCGGGGGCGGCUCGCUGCAAGAUAUCUAUCAUAUCACGGGUCCGCUGACGGAGCCACAGAUCGCGUGCGUGUGUCGAGAGACACUGCGCGGCCUCUCCUACCUCCACACCAUGGGCAAGAUGCACAGGGACGUCAAGAUCACGGCCACCAUCGGCAAAGCGCAGUCGUUCAUCGGCACCCCGUACGGUGGCGCCAGAGGGUCUGACAAUUCGCCUCUACAGAGUGAGGACGCCGCGGAGGCCUUCGUGGCCCCCAUCCGGGCCGAUUUGAGAUGUUCGCUGCGUGGCGCGUAA
This is a messenger RNA of Pollicipes pollicipes, 749 nucleotides long. Its product is annotated as mitogen-activated protein kinase kinase kinase kinase 5-like. The record is from RefSeq and is a predicted model, not a curated record. Gene Ontology annotation, molecular function: ATP binding; MAP kinase kinase kinase kinase activity. NCBI's taxonomy places the organism in Eukaryota, Metazoa, Arthropoda, Thecostraca, Pollicipedomorpha, Pollicipedidae. The coding region runs from base 117 to 749 and encodes 210 amino acids. The transcript is spliced from 8 exons. Gene Ontology annotation, cellular component: cytoplasm. Gene Ontology annotation, biological process: intracellular signal transduction; protein phosphorylation.